AUGAAAAGCUGGAUGAUACUGCUGGCUAUUGUAGUCAGCACAGCAGAAACACAAAAACAGGACGUCUGUACCCAAGGGUAUCCUGGCAUUCACAAUGGCACACCUGGUCGUGAUGGACGUGAUGGUUCAAAAGGCGACAAGGGAGAUACAGGUGAAGCAGGACUUCCUGGCAGUCCAGGAAAAGAUGGUGCAAAUGGAGAGAAAGGUGAACAAGGAGCCAAUGGGACUGUUGAAGAGAAGGGGAACAAAGGAGAUAAAGGAGAAAGAGGACGACCUGGGAAACUAGGACCAAAAGGAAUUAUAGGGUCAGUGGGUUACAAAGGUCAGAAGGGAGAGCUGGGACUGCAAGGACAAAAGGGGUUAAAAGGAGACAUUGGGCCCAUAGGUCCAAAAGGGACAAAGGGUGAAAUUGGCUAUCCUGGAAAAGUCGGUUUCCCAGGGCCAAUUGGCCCGACUGGUAAUCCAGGUCCUAAAGGUAAUACUGGAGAUCUGGGGCCACAGGGCAAUCCAGGAGUUCAGGGAGAAAGGGGCUUGAAAGGAGACAGAGGAGACAAGGGGAACGUAGGUGCCCCAGCAGUCCUACCAAGGAGUGCUUUCAGCGUCGGCCUCACAGUCGCUACCAAAUUUCCUCCCCCAAAUCGCCCAAUCAAGUUUGACAAGGUCCUGUACAAUAGUCUAAAUGACUACAACUCAGUUACUGGAAAAUUCACCUGCAAAUACCCCGGUGUUUACUAUUUCACCUACCAUAUCACUGUCUACUCAAGGAACGUCCGAGUAGCUCUAGUUAAAAACGGCAUCAAGAUGCUGCACACGGUGGACAGGUACCAGAGUGGAGAGGAUCAGGCCUCCGGAGCCACCAUCCUCGAGCUACAGGGAGGAGAUGAGGUGUGGCUGCAGGCUCACCAAGGAGAGACUUUCAACGGGCUCUUUGCAGACGCUGAUGAUGAUACCACCUUCUCUGGGUUCCUUCUCUUCAGCACCUCUGACCCACUGGAGGUGCUGCCGUCACCCGCCACGUAA
This is a messenger RNA of Antrostomus carolinensis (chuck-will's-widow), 1020 nucleotides long. RefSeq names its product complement C1q and tumor necrosis factor-related protein 9A-like. Gene Ontology annotation, molecular function: protein binding. Lineage: Eukaryota; Metazoa; Chordata; Aves; Caprimulgiformes; Caprimulgidae. The record is from RefSeq and is a predicted model, not a curated record.